AUGAACUCCUUUGUCGAAAAGAUCACCACCAUGAAGAAGAGCCACAAGGACAGCAACACGAAGAGCCAAAAGCAUUUGAAGGAUCGCAGUGAAAAGUCUCUGCGAUCAUCGACUUCCACUUCUAGCAGCGGCAAGAGUACUUCCAAGCGUCAUCAUCAUCAUCAUCAUCAUCCUCGAGUCAAUAUCAGCACGAACCAGAUCCACCCCCAAGAUUUGAUUCGCAUUCUGGAAAUGCAUGCACAGACUGACAGCAAACUAGCCAGCGAUUACUUUGAGCAAAUCAAGCACACAUCUGCCCCACGUCAAUUCCUCGACGACUCGGACCAUGUGCGCAGCACACCCAAGGCAGCAUGA
Seminavis robusta is the source of this 354-nucleotide messenger RNA. The record is from the annotation of a GenBank genome assembly. Lineage: Eukaryota; Bacillariophyta; Bacillariophyceae; Naviculales; Naviculaceae.